Molecule: messenger RNA, 531 nt
Organism: Phytomonas sp. Hart1
Lineage: Eukaryota; Euglenozoa; Kinetoplastea; Trypanosomatida; Trypanosomatidae
Source: the annotation of a GenBank genome assembly
AUGCGCAACCUCCUCGACUCCGAGCUCGACGGGACGAACGCGGCGCAUCGACUGCGGCUGCCGCCGCCGGUGACGCCGCUGUGGGAGGAUCGGCUGUUUAUCGGCGGCUUCCCCGGCGACGAGGCGCUUGAGAUCCUGCGAGCGGAGGGCGUUCGGCACCUCAUUAAUUGCUGCUCGCAGGACUCCCAGAACGACCCAGUCGUCGCGGCGGAAUUUAACAUCCACAAUUUAGAAUGCUACGAUCGACCCGAUUACCUCAUUUUGCAUCACGAUUAUGACCCUUUCAGGAAUUUGAUGAUGCAGAUCCUGAAGAGGCAGGAAAAGGUCUUCGUGCACUGUAUCGGCGGCAUCAAUCGAAGCGUGACGCUGUGCUGCGCCUUCCUUGUGGACCUGUUACAAAUUAGUCCCGUUGCUGUCAUCAAGACGCUUCGAAAAAGUGGACGAAUGUAUAUCUUAGACAAUAUCGGAUUCAGACAUCAACUGGUGGACUUUUACUUCCAGGUAGUCCUUCCUCGUGUUAAUGAGGAGUAG